Chelmon rostratus (copperband butterflyfish) is the source of this 1053-nucleotide messenger RNA. It is a transcript of the gene mibp, whose product is annotated as muscle-specific beta 1 integrin binding protein. Bases 179 to 784 code for a protein of 201 amino acids. Gene Ontology annotation, cellular component: cytoplasm. The record is from RefSeq and is a predicted model, not a curated record. NCBI's taxonomy places the organism in Eukaryota, Metazoa, Chordata, Actinopteri, Chaetodontiformes, Chaetodontidae. The transcript has 8 exons.
CGCGCGCAGUCAAUGGCGCAGUAGGGAAGCGAUAUCGGUCCACAGUUUCGACUUUAAACUUUUUAAACCGUUUAAUUUGUUGGAUUUUUAUCCUUGACUUCGGUAAAAAAUAAAAGAAGUAUUCUUGACUUUUUCCUCCAGCUGACGUGAAGCAGGACAGCCGAGAAGCGACGAAAAGAUGAAGUACAUUAUAGGAAUUGGCGGAGUCACUAAUGGUGGCAAAACCACCCUGACAAACAAGCUGAUCAAGACGUUGCCAAACUGCUGUGUUGUGCACCAAGAUGACUUUUUCAAGAAACCUGAUCAGAUAGAGGUCGGGGAGGACGGCUUUAGACAAUGGGAUGUCAUCACAGCUUUGGAUAUGGAGGCCAUGACCAACACAGUCAAAGGCUGGAUUGAGAACCCGGUGAAGUUCGCCCGUUCCCACGGUGUCUCUCUGUCGUCUGCAUCUGAUGUGGCCAACCCUGAUGAGCAGUCCCACAUCCUGAUCGUGGAGGGCUUCCUGCUGUACAACUACCCGCCCCUGCUGGAUGUUUUCGACAAGUGCUAUUACAUCACAAUUCCUUAUGAGGAGUGCAAAAGAAGGAGAGGAACAAGACAGUACACUGUCCCUGACCCCCCCGGCCUGUUUGACGGCCACGUGUGGCCCAUGUACCUAAAACACAGGCGUUUGAUGGAGGACAGCGGCUUGAAUAUUGAGUAUCUGGAUGGUUUGAAGCACAAAGAGGAGAUCUACAACCAGGUGUAUGAGGACAUUCAGAACAAUCUGCUCAAUCGUUUAUAGCAGGAAGACUCCCCUCCAUCCCUGUACAGAAUUUGUAAAUAGUCCGAAGGAUUCUUUUUUACGAAGUUUUUCUAAUUUUAUUCUUUUGUUUGUAAACGCAACAAAGCAAUGUUAACUUAUCGCUGUCUUUUUUUUUUAAUCAUCUUCAGAUGAUCAGAGUGAUUGUUCAACGGAUCAUGAGUAUGUUACUGUUAUGUUAAACCACAGACUUGUACUGGACCAUUUGUCUCGUUCUCCUACAAAUAAAUGUGUUUGUAUCUGAUGAUAUA